Messenger RNA from Aphanomyces astaci, 899 nucleotides. RefSeq lists its product as hypothetical. Lineage: Eukaryota; Oomycota; Saprolegniomycetes; Saprolegniales; Verrucalvaceae. The record is from RefSeq and is a predicted model, not a curated record. The coding region runs from base 8 to 811 and encodes 267 amino acids. The transcript is spliced from 2 exons.
CUUCAAGAUGCUGGUUGCAAUGAUCUCCUUGCGCACCAUGCCGCCGGCCACCAUGGAGGAGACCCAGCGGCUCCUGCCCCAUAGCGAACCAGAGGCCGCCGACCCACAACACCACCGAACCAUCAUCACAAACCGACCCCAUGCCUUACACGGCAUGAUUUCCAUUGCCAUUUGUCUCGUCGUUAUCUGCCUCGUUGGUGGCGUGCACUGGGGAGCCGCGUCGGCACUCGUCAACGUUGCAACGCUUGCGCAGUCAUCCUUCAUUAACGAUCUCACGACGCAGCUUGACGCCUAUGACCACGUCACAUUUCCUCUUGACUGCUCAUUCCACCACUACACGCUCUCCGCAGACGACGAUGGUCUUGCCUAUGUAUCAGGGGACGGCCGGUCGUUCCGAAGCGACCACACCAACUUAUUUGGCCGCGGAGUCACGGGGAAGAUCGUGUCGGUGGAUGCCAACGCGUUUUUGAUUCGAAGCAAUGGCGAAUGCUGCCGCUUCAUGGAUUCGGGCGACGAGAUCCUUCUGCGGCCGAAGUCGUUUUACAACUACCGCGCCGUUGGCAACGCCACGUUCGACACGACCAUGGCGACCUUGUGGGUGGACCCCGAACAAGCGAGCACGUUCUGGCUCAAUGCGGACGGCCUGCCAUUGCGCUGGGAUUACAUCCCCAAGUCCCCCCCCGGGCGGCGCAUAACGUUUGGGAAGAUGAUAUCCAUGGUCUUCGCCAACUUUACGCUCGGUCCGCAGGACAGAACCCUCUUCGAUGUACCUGCAAUCUGCACCACAUCCCAGCGCUGUCGCUUUGAUUAAUGCAAUCAUGCCCACACUAUUCUGCAUCUUUCACCUGCACAAAUCAAUGUAUAAAGGAUCAGGCUGUUAUAGUAUUACUAGUAGGACG